UCAUGUUUUUAUCAGUUCACAAAGUUGCAUCAGAUUAAGAAACAGUAUAAAUUGAGGAUAUAAUUUUCAUCGUUAAAUUAUCAUAUCUCUAUUAUUCGAUACAACCAAUCCAGCCUCACGUUCUCAUUGAUAGCAAAAAGGAAAGUGUGUAUGUGUCAUAAUUUAUCAAGGAUAUCUGAUAUAGAGGGGCGUAUAUAAAAUAAUACGCAGUGUAAGAUGAAGACUGAUACCAACGAUCCUUGGUGUGAAACAGCUGUGCAAACAGCAGUCAACGAUAACGCGCCAAACGAUCGUUUUGAGGACUCUUUUCUGGAUAAUAAUACAUAUCAUCGACGAUUAUCCGAUUCGGAGCAAUAUCUACAGAAACUCUAUUCUAGAUUGAGAGUUCUUCAAGGAGAUACAACAAAGAAGAGUCUUGUAACAUCUCUGUCAAUAGCAAAAGAAGAUUCCAUUGCACGUCUAAUUACUUCUGGAAAUAAUCCCCAAUCUGAGGAAGAAGCUGAAUUAGCAUCAAAUCCUCUGAUACGACAUAUAGCUCCCCAUUUGCAGGCCCUAACAGCCAGCGAAUUAGUUCAUCUAUUGAAGGCAGAUGUACUACAAGUAACCACAGAAACUGAGCAACAACAAAAUAUCACGGAAGAAUUGCAAGCAAAUCAGUUGUCGGCAGAGCAUAUUUAUAAAUCUAAAGAUAAUAAUUAACUUCCGUAAAUUUGUUAUAUAAGACAUCAUGUCGAUUGAAGUAUU
Molecule: messenger RNA, 744 nt
Organism: Camponotus floridanus (Florida carpenter ant)
Lineage: Eukaryota; Metazoa; Arthropoda; Insecta; Hymenoptera; Formicidae
Exons: 3
Coding region: 217-699 (160 amino acids)
Biological process (GO): cilium organization
Source: RefSeq, a predicted model, not a curated record